AUGGAAAAUCACUAUUCAUUACCCCUGUUGAUCCUCCUGGUCCAACUGAGCGGAAUACUCUGCCUGUUUUGUCUCCGCGUUUUGCUCCGUCCGAAGAAGCAGCAGCCUACUGCUAUUGAUACUGGCGUCGAUAUCGAUAAUAAACCUGCCUCUGGUUGGCAUCAGGGCGUUAACGAUCCCCAUCAAAGUCUAGAUCUAUAUCCAAGGACAAGCUCCACCGGCAAAAAUAACAAUAUGGACACCAUCAGAGAGCCCUACAUCCUCGACCUCGCCCAUCGGGGGUACAUCCAAGGCGUGACCAUCCUCAAGCGGAAGAAAGACACACUGGAAAAAUCACCCGCAGAAGCAACUAUCCCCCUCUGUCGCUAUUUUGGCGGUCUGCGCUAUGCGCUGCCGCCCACGAGGCGAUGGGGACAGGCCCGCCCCCUCCCCCGCGGUUAUUCGUACGGCUCAAGGAGUAACCCCGGCCGACAUGAUGGCCAGGCGGCUGUGUGUCCGCAGCCGGGCGCCUCGUGGGAUGAUCCUGGCUUGGAUGAGGACUGUUUUCAGUGUAAUGUCUGGGUGCCUGUGGGGAGGUGUCCGGAUGGAGGAUGGCCCGUUUUCUUCUUUAUUCACGGCGGCUUCCUCCAGGUUGGCACUCCCAACUCGUCCAACAAUGCCGCCCUACUAGGGGAAACAGACUUCAAGUGCGUGAUUGUCGCCCCUGCCUAUCGAGUAAGCGUGUUGGGGUUCUUGAGCUCAGAGGAACUCCGGCACGAAGCGGCGUUACAUGGUGAGAGCGCCGGCAACCAAGCGUUCUGGGACCAGCGCCUGGCCCUGGAAUGGACGCGCGAUAAUAUCCAUCUGUUCGGGGGAAAUCCGUCAAAUAUUACUGUUGCGGGAUACUCUGCAGAUACAGGGCUGACGCUUAUAGGUGCUUAUUCGGUCUUCCAUCAACUGGCUCACGAUCUGUUCUUGCCCGACGAGAAAAGCAUCAUCCGACAAGCCAUCAUGUGGUCCAAUGGCCCCGGCGUACAGCCCAAGUCGGCAGCGAAUGCGCAGGACCAAUUUGAUGAGCUUCUCUCUGCCCUUGAUAUCCCUUUGACUCUCUCCUCGGCCGAAAAGCUCUCGCGUCUGCGAUCUCUCCCCGCCAGAACGCUGAUCGAAGCCAGCGUGCGCAUCAAGCACCAUCAAUUCCGGCCCUGGAGCGACUCUGCGUUCAUCUCGACCAAUCUCUUUCGCGAUAUCGACAGCGGCUUGUUUGCGCGUCGGCUGGCCGCGCGUCACAUCCGCCUUAUGAACGGGGAGUGCCGUGACGAGCAUUUUCUGUAUGGAACCUGGUUUCCCCCCAAGGAGGACUCCGUUUCGGCUCUACGCGAGCGCAUCGAGGCCGACUACCCGCCCGAAGCCUGCGAUGCGCUGGUCCAGCUGUACUACCCAUCAGGCCAGCUCCCAGCGGAUAGUCGGGACUGGCGGGACGCGUUUGGGCGGUUGUAUGCCGACAUGCAGGUGCACAUGCUGGAGCGGGGGUUCAUCAACGCCCUGGCCCGCGGGGGAGCAGGCCAUCUGGUGUACCGGUACCGAAUCGAGUACCGGGUCAAGUGCGUCGAUGACUACUUACCGCCGGCAUGGGGCGUCACCCACUCGAGCGACAAGGCCAUGUGGUUCUGGGGGGACGGGGCUGUUCUGGAGGACGAAGAGAAGCCGAUCGUGCGGUCUGCGCUGAUCGAUCCUCUGGUCAGAUUUGUCCGGGGGGAGUCGGAAAUGGGAUGGAAUACGCAGGGAGUCAGGCAGGUGCGCCGGUUGCGACCGGAUGGGACGGUCGAUGUCUGGGAAGAUAUCAUGUGGGAACGGGGACAGAGGGUGUGGAGUGCGCUGCAGGAAGUUGGAUCAACGAGACGGUCGGCCAAGCUCUAUGAUGUAGGCCCAGCUGGCCCACAUGGUGGUAGCAGCGGAUAUAAAGUACAUAGCAUCUAA
This is a messenger RNA of Rasamsonia emersonii CBS 393.64, 1956 nucleotides long. Its product is annotated as Carboxylesterase. The transcript is spliced from 6 exons. Bases 1 to 1956 code for a protein of 651 amino acids. The record is from RefSeq and is a predicted model, not a curated record. NCBI's taxonomy places the organism in Eukaryota, Fungi, Ascomycota, Eurotiomycetes, Eurotiales, Trichocomaceae.